UAGGACAAAGACUCUAUGUCAGUUUAUGCAUUUUUUACGAAGAGACAGACUUGAUUACAUUUAUUAUUACAAAAGGUGCACUUAUAUCGAUAUUAAUACAGUGUAGUAGUUUACAACAUUUUGGCUGUGGAUUAGAGUGUAAAAUCUUAUUUUUCUAUACAUAUAUCUGUGCUAUAAUGUUUAGUCUGACAAUUCAAAAGUGCAAAAUGCAAAGAAAAUGGCGGCUGUUUAACGCCACGGAUUUUCAAUCAUUAAUGUACCCCUGCUUCACUUUUUGCCGAAUUGUCGGAGUAUUUCCGUACAAGAUCAGUGCUUCAACUUUUGAGAUUUCAAAACCGUAUUAUAUUUUGUCAACUAUGGUUGUCUGCAUUUGUUGCAUUGCUAACUUGGUAUUCAUCCAUGCUAUUAUGAUUUCUGGACAAAUUACUUAUGGAGGCAUAAUUGGGAAUAUUGGAGCUGUAUUUUACAUUAUAUUAACCGGUUUGAUAGUAAUCAUCACGCAUAUCUUGAGUGUUCCACGAAUGCGCCUGCUACAGACUAUUUUGGAAAUCUCUUCGAAACUAUCCUCGAAAUCAUAUCAGAAAUUAUCCAGACUGAUACAUAUCAAGGAUAUCUUGGUGAUCAUGUUGUUAGUCGCGCACGUAUUAAUAUAUCUUGUUAAAGUGGAAUGGAAGGAGUUUCGACGUAAUUGUUUACAUGUUCUAACUUUAUUAUUGGAUAUAUAUAUGGGCUUACUAGUGCUUCAGAUGAAUAUGUUAUAUAUAAAUUGUGUUUGUGUAUUAAUGGCCUGUUUAAAAAAACUCAACAAUGAUCUAGUACAUAUGCAAAGACUUACAGACGAUACGAAGUCAUCUGUUCCCAGUUCCAUUUGCCUUAUACAGAGGAAUGAAUUUUUCCUAACAAGACUUAAAACUUUAAUGAAACAGCAUCUGAUGAUUAACCGGACGGUGCGAAUGUUGAAUAUAAUCUUCAGUCUGCAAAUUCUUGCUAUUAUAAUUAUGUCCUUUUUUGAAAUUACUUUGCAUUCGUACUUCUUUGUAAUACACUGGCAAGAUAAGUUACUUAUUGGUCUUGAUUGGCAUAUUUUCGAUGCGUUUUUAACAACUGUGUUGUAUUAUGUUAUACAAAUAACACUAAUUGUGUGGGCUUGUGAGACUGGUAAAAAUCAAGCACAAAAGAUUACUACUACCAUUUACGAUAUACUUAAUAACACAACAGACGAACAAAUCAAAGCAGAGUUACGUCUGUUUUCAUUGCAAAUACUGCAUUGCGAAAAUACAUUUUCGGCUAAAGAUGGUGGGCAGCAUAACAACAUACAUGUUAAUCUUGGUACAAUUUUUGAUCACGACACAAUCUUGCAAUAA
Molecule: messenger RNA, 1364 nt
Organism: Vollenhovia emeryi
Lineage: Eukaryota; Metazoa; Arthropoda; Insecta; Hymenoptera; Formicidae
Exons: 3
Coding region: 177-1364 (395 amino acids)
Biological process (GO): sensory perception of taste
Cellular component (GO): axon; membrane; neuronal cell body
Source: RefSeq, a predicted model, not a curated record